GCGCGGUCGUGACGGGCGUGUAUCGCACCGACCCGCUCCUAUUAUUCACGCGUCACUUGACAGUUGUGCCGUGCAAAAUAAUGACUGUACACCAAUACUGUGAAACCUAGUGCUCGUUUCUACUUAUCUCAUUUUCAUAAUUUGUUUAAAAAAACUAUGAACAUUGUAUGACAGCUCGCUCAUUGGCCCGCCGUCUCGUUCAACCCGUAUCAGUGUGCAAUGCUAACAAGUACUAGCCGGUGAUUGUGAGUGUCAUGGCGCGAAAGUCUUCCGCCAUUUUGUUGGUGUUACCCGUGGUGCUGGAGGUGACUUUGGGGCAGUUCACCUCGCAAUGGGCCGUCCACGUGCCGGCGGGGAAGGAAGCAGCCGAUGCAGUGGCCAGGGACCACGGUUUUGUCAAUUUAGGAGAGAUAUUCGACAACCACUACCACUUCCAUCACAAUUCCGUGGCGAAGCGGUCGCUUGCGCCGGCGCACCAUCACCACGGGCGGCUGGAGGCGGACCAGCGGGUCCACUGGGCGAAACAGCAGCGUGUGCUGUCCAGGAGAAAGAGGGACUUUAUCCCUUUACAUGACAGUUCUUCUACAGCUGAAACAAAAACAUCAGACGUGCCUUCCCCCUCCUCGGCCUCAAAGCGGGACGCCAACUCCAAGCGGGAAUUCCAGCUGCUCAGAGCCAAAGGCCGGCCACGCCUCGCAGAUACCAAGUUCCAAUUGAACGACCCCAAGUGGCCUCACAUGUGGUAUUUGAAUCGUGGUGGGGGUUUGGACAUGAAUGUGAUUCCAGCGUGGCGGGAAGGUAUCACGGGCCGCGGAGUGGUGGUGACCAUCUUGGAUGACGGCCUGGAAACUGACCAUCCAGAUCUAGUUGCUAAUUAUGAUCCAAUGGCGUCUUACGACGUGAACGCCCACGACUCAGACCCACAGCCGCGGUACGACAUGAUCGACUCCAACCGGCACGGCACCAGGUGUGCGGGGGAGGUGGCCGCCACCGCCAACAACUCACUGUGUGCGGUGGGAGUCGCGUAUGGAGCUAGCGUCGGGGGAGUUCGAAUGCUGGACGGCGAAGUGACAGAUGCCGUGGAGGCGCGCUCCCUGAGCCUGAACCCUCAGCAUGUGGAUAUCUACAGCGCCUCCUGGGGCCCUGAUGAUGACGGGAAGACCGUGGAUGGACCGGGAGAGCUGGCCACCAGGGCUUUUAUUGAAGGCGUCACUAAGGGUCGCAACGGCAAAGGCUCCAUAUUCGUAUGGGCGUCAGGGAACGGAGGUCGGGAACACGACAACUGCAACUGUGAUGGGUACACCAACUCGAUAUGGACCCUCUCCAUAUCUUCGGCGACUGAGAGGGGGGAAGUGCCGUGGUACUCUGAAAUGUGCAGUUCUACACUAGCAGCGACCUACAGCAGUGGCACAAUUAAUGAGAAGCAGGUGAUAACGACAGACCUCCACCACUCGUGCACGGCGGGCCACACCGGCACGUCCGCGUCUGCGCCGCUCGCGGCCGGCAUCUGCGCAUUGGCACUGCAAGCUAACAGAGAUCUCACUUGGAGAGAUAUGCAACACAUAGUGGUCCGAACAGCAAGACCAGAGCGCCUCAGUUUAGGAGGUGAAUGGAGGGUCAAUGGCGUCGGUCGUAACGUCUCCCAUUCCUUCGGGUAUGGACUCCUGGAUGCAACAGGAAUGGUCCGGUUGGCCAAGACUUGGAGACGGGUGCCGCCGCAGAGGAGAUGUGAACUGGCCGCGCCCAGAAUACAGAGGAAUGUUCCGUCCAGAUCUACUAUUUCAUUACAGUUGGAUGUGGCGUCUUGCCCCGGCGUGAAUUACCUGGAACACGUGCAGGCGCGUGUCACGCUGUCUGCUCAGAGGCGAGGCGACCUCAGAAUCACUCUCACUUCGCCGGCUGGCACUAAUGUCACGUUACUGGCACCAAGGGCGCAUGAUUCUUCCCGUGCUGGCUUCAACUCCUGGCCAUUCAUGUCGGUCCACAUGUGGGGGGAAUCCCCCCUGGGUGUCUGGCAACUGGAAGUAUCUAACGAAGGCAGGUACCAAGGUCGGGCUACGUUGCAAGACUGGUCGUUAAUGUUGUACGGCACUAGCACGCCGGCUGCUAAAAACGACCCAAUCCCGUUCCGCAACCCUGUAUCCAGGAAUAAGAGCAACGCCACGCGCCCCGUGAUGGUGCAGUCUGGCCGGAGGAACAAUAAAGGAAAAGCUGUGUCAAUAGUGCCGACGUACACUGUCGGGCUUGUCAAGCGAAAGAAGAACAAGAAUUCGAAAAAUCCCAAUCGUAAUUCGCAAAAGCCGAAACAGGGUCGACCCGCGACUAGGUCGCCGAUCGAAAGUACGACCAGAACCACUACAUCGACAACGCCGGAUCUAAGCCUCAAUUUACGAGGAGACUUAACCGAUCCUUUGUCUGACGCCAGAGGACGGAAGAUGUCGAAUCUCUUCGAGCAAUAUCCGAAAAUCCAGCGUAUUUAUCCGGCGCCUCUCCGAGCCAAUGAAGCCGGGCCCCUGACACAAUGGGAGCUGAUAUUCUACGGCACUGAGACACCGCCCCAGGAGUCUGACACCUCCUCCGAGGCGAACCCCCAGGAGACCGGACCCCAGGCGAACCCUGUGGCCCCUGUGACCUCAUGGAGCGGAAACAACAACGACAUCGAUGAAGAUGUGCCUUUGGUUUGGCAAAAUUCUAAUUCGGUCGACGAAGACAGCCCAGAAUCGCCUCCACGAAGUCCGGUCGAAGCACCAGGAGGUCAGAAGUUUGUUGGAGGGAACACAAACAGUGGAUGCACCACCUACAGCUCCCAGCCGGUCCACCGCUGCAUAGAAUGCGCGAAGGGUUUGCACUUGUUCGACGGUCGGUGCUACGAUCGUUGUCCAGAUGGUACUUACCCCAGCGAGAUUCUUACGGAAAGGAGUUCAAGAAGACGAAAUCUUACUUACUAUUUCGAAGGAUCUAAUUUGUCAUCUGCUGCCAAACGACAGAGUGCUGAAGUAAAACCAGCUGCUUUAGAAGCUUUGGAUAUGGAACCUAGUGCCAAUUCGGCCAAAUCUCCUCUUACCUGUUAUCCAUGUCAUUACACGUGCGCGACUUGCUCCGGUCCACAUGAUAAUCAAUGUCUUUCAUGUUCUGACGAUGCACAACUAUUUAAUGGCACUGACAGUGAAUUAAAGACCUACUGUUAUUCACAUUCGGUUCUAUCGAAGUUAACUGAAGCACAUUGGCAUUCCAGGGUCAAUGUGAUUCUCUCUAUUAUACUAUUUACGUUAUCAUUUAUUUCCCUUUACUUUUUGAUGGUAUUUCUCAUAAAAAAGUGUGGUGUAUACUGCUGUGGAUCACACUACAGUUCUAAUAUAAAUAUAGCAUAUAACAAAUUGGCUAAUGAUGAGAAACUCCAAAGCGCCGUGGAAAUCGAAGACGAAAUUAAAAAGGCCUUAAAUGAUUCCAGUGAGAGUGAAUCUGACGAUGAUUUGAAUUUAUAGCGUUUAGUGAAUUUUCGUCGCGAAUAUUACGAAUUAGUCGAUCAACCGAGUGUUAGUGAUUAGGACAUAUAUAUGAUGGAGUAUACCGCAAGUAAAGGUUUCGCAAUGUGAUAUGACUAAACUUAUCGUCACAAUUAUUAUACACAUUUUUUAAAUUUUAUAGAACGGCGAUGAACGGAGACAAAAAAUGGUCGUACAAAAAUGGUUUCGGUAGUGUUUAGGUAAACUUAAUUUAUCCAAAGAUAAUAAAUAAUUUCUAAAAGUAAAUCUUGAAAUUGAUGGCUGUAUGAAUUUCCUCUCUAAAACUUUGAGCUGUUCGUUCAAAUAUAUCUGAAACCGGUCAUGUUUUAAUCAUAGAAUUAAAAGUUGAAAAGACACUUCAAAUUUUAAUUAAUACGAGUAUGUUAUGUACUACCUAUCUUAAAUUUCAUUUCAUUCUUUUAUUCCUAAAAUAACAUUCCAAUGUAGUUUGUAAAUUUCUAGGAAAUUUAAGAAGUAGAUAUAAUUUGCUCAAAUCGAGACAAUAAGCUCAAUUUAAAAUAUUUUAUAGUAAUAAUUGUAAUAUUCCACAAACCGAUUUUUCGUUCGAUAAAAAAUGCAGAUAUUGAAUUUAUAUUAAUGGUGCAUCAAAUUUCUUUAUAAUCCUCUAAUCAAUUCGUAAUAAAUUCACAUUUUAUUUGAAAAAAUAUUCUUGGGGACCAAAGUAAUUUUAAUUAAGUAUUAGUAUUCAGGUAAAAUUUUUAAUAAUGAGUUCUUAAUGUGACACAUGAAAGAACAAUGUUAUUUUAUGCAGUAGAUUUAAGAAUUACAAUAAUUUGUUAGGAAAAAUAUGAAGGUCAAGAACAUAAUAAUAGAUCUUGUAGUAUAACAAGGUAAGUUUUCAGGGUCAAAACAUAAAUUAAGUCGACCUAUUCAUUUUGAAUCUUUCUUUUUAUUUUUGAGCAUGAAAUUGAGUGAUUUUUAUCAGGGCAUAUAUUUUUUUACUUUUUUUUUCUAUUUCAAUUAAGUGUAGCUUUUUUUAUCUUUAAAUACAGGAUUAUUUUUAUUUUCAUUUCAUCGUUAAAGUCAUAAGUUAUAAAUAAUAAAAAAUAUAUUACUCAAGUUGCCAUUUUGUUUGUAUAUGUUGAUACUCAACCAAUGUGUAAAUAUUUUGUAUGUAAAUAAACGAGUUCCUAUUUUAA
This is a messenger RNA of Amyelois transitella, 4666 nucleotides long. RefSeq names its product furin-like protease 1 (gene Fur1). Lineage: Eukaryota; Metazoa; Arthropoda; Insecta; Lepidoptera; Pyralidae. Gene Ontology annotation, cellular component: trans-Golgi network; Golgi membrane. Bases 255 to 3485 code for a protein of 1076 amino acids. Gene Ontology annotation, biological process: peptide hormone processing. The record is from RefSeq and is a predicted model, not a curated record. The transcript is spliced from 16 exons. Gene Ontology annotation, molecular function: serine-type endopeptidase activity.